UUCACACACAAAUGAAUUGGCAGGAGCAAGUCAGGAGGCACCUAUCAAUGAAAGUCCACAGACAAAUGAAUUUACAGGAGCAAACCAGGAGGCACCUGUGAGUGAAAGCAGCAAGAUUAAGAAAAUAGCACGCUCGGUUGUAUCAUCCUUUGCAUUUGGAAUAUUUGGAGUUUGCCUGCUCUUAUUGAAUGUUGGUCUCAUCUUUGCCGACCUAAUUUUUGCUGAAAAGAAAGUUUAUAUCCCUUUGGAGUAUCGUUGUAUUUCUCUAUCUAUUGCCUUAUUUUUUCUCAUGGAUAUUCUUCUUCGAGUAUUUGUAGAUGGGAGACAGCAUUAUUUUUCUGACUUAUUUAACAUUUUAGAUAUUGCCAUUAUUGUGAUUACUCUGCUGGUUGAUGUCAUUUACAUUUUUUUUGACAUUGAGUUUCUUAGUGAUAUUCCCAGAUGGACACCUGUAGUUCGACUUCUACGACUUAUUAUUCUGAUAAGAAUUGUUCAUCUGGCUCAUCAAAAAAGACAGCUUGAAAAGCUGAUCAGAAGGCUGGUUUCAGAAAACAAAAGGCGAUACAUAAGGGAUGGAUUUGACCUAGACCUCACUUAUGUUACUGAACGUAUUAUUGCUAUGUCAUUUCCAUCUUCUGGAAGGCAGUCUUUCUAUAGGAACCCAAUUGAGGAAGUUGUACGGUUUCUAGACAAGAAGCACCCAAACCACUAUCGUGUCUACAAUCUCUGCAGUGAAAGAGCUUAUGAUCCUAAGCACUUCCAUAAUAGGGUCAGUAGAAUCAUGAUUGAUGACCAUAAUGUCCCCACUUUACGUGAGAUGGUGGUAUUCUCAAAGGAAGCAAGUGAGUGGAUGACUCAAGAUCCCGAAAACAUCAUAGCGAUUCACUGUAAAGGAGGCAAAGGAAGAACUGGAACAAUGGUUUGUGCCUGUCUUAUUGCUUCUGAAAUAUUUUUAACUGCAGAGAAUAGAUAUGUUGGAUAUUUUGCACAAGUGAAACACCAGUACAACUGGAAUCUCCCUCCAGUAAGGAUACUCUUUAUUAAAAGAUUCAUUAUUUAUUCGAUCCAUGGCGAUGAAAAUGAUCUAAAAGUCCAAAUAGUAAUGGAGAAAAGGGUUGUCUUUUCCUGUACUUCUUUAAAAAAUUGUGUGGUAAUUCAUGAUGCUGAAACAGACAGAGUAAUAAUUGAUGUAUUCAACUGUCCACCUCUGUAUGAAGAUGUGAAAGUGCAGUUUUUCUCUUCGGAGCUUCCUAAAUACUAUGACAAUUGUCCUUUUUACUUCUGGUUUCACACAUCUUUUAUACAAGAUAACAGGCUUUAUCUACCAAGAAACGAGGUGGAUAAUCCACAUAAACAAAAAACAUGGAAAAUUUACCCACCGGAAUUUGCAGUGGAGAUAAUUUUUGAGGAGAAAUGAAUUACAGUUAAGUUGUAGCUGAUUAAGAAUAGUUCCCCCUUCCCCUUCUGGGAAAGAAUUAUGUUUUUUCCAACCCCCGCCACAUAUUUUUAUGUUCUAAGUCUUCCCUACUGAUAUAUCUAUGUUUAUAUGUGUUUACAUAUGUUCU
Molecule: messenger RNA, 1565 nt
Organism: Saimiri boliviensis boliviensis (Bolivian squirrel monkey)
Lineage: Eukaryota; Metazoa; Chordata; Mammalia; Primates; Cebidae
Source: RefSeq, a predicted model, not a curated record